UUGUAGGACUGUUUUAAUGACCAGCCCCACAGUCCCCACAUCACUCCUGGAAUACAGCGGCAGGGCGGCCAGCUUGCUGAGGAGAGAAGAUGCUGGCUGUGAGGGACCGAGGCUGGCCCCGCACUUAGGCAUCCAGCCAGUGCUGCCCUACUAGCCAGGGCGGCCCGUCCCUGGAGGCCCUCCUCUGGCCUUUGGUUGCCGAUCUCAGCUCCAGGCUAUGGGAAAACUGGACUGCCACAGAACCACCAUGGAUCCUGACAGUGACCAUCCCCUGAACAACCGUGGUGCCAUCCCGCCAUGCAAGCCCCGGACCCCAAAGGAGACCUUCAAAAAGGUGGGGAUCCCCAUCAUCGCAGUACUGCUGAGCCUGAUGGUCAUCGUCAUUGUGGCUGUCCUCAUCAAGGUGAUCCUCGAUAAAUACUACUUCAUGUGCCAGCACUCUCUGCACCUCAUCCCGAGGGAGCAGGUAUGUGACGGCCACCCCGACUGUGCCUCAGCAGAGGAUGAAGAACCCUGUGUCAAGGGCUUCCCUGAGCAGCCUGCUGUGACAGUCCGCCUCUCCAAGGACCGAUCCACCCUGCAGGUGCUGAACCCAGCCACAGGGAACUGGGCCUCUGCCUGUUAUGACAGCUUCACAGAAGCUCUGGCCAAGACCGCCUGUAGACAGAUGGGCUAUGACAGCCAGCCCACUUUCCAAGCUGUGAAGAAUAGCUGGGACCAGGAUCUGGAUGUCGUUGAAGUCACAGAAAACAGCCAAGAGCUUCAGGUGCAGAACUCAAGCGGACCCUGUGUCUCAGGUUCCCUGGUUUCCCUGCACUGCCUUGCCUGUGGGCAUAGCGCCAAGACUCCUCGUGUGGUGGGCGGGGAGGAGGCAUCUGUGGAUUCUUGGCCUUGGCAAGUGAGUAUCCAGUACAACAAGCAGCACGUCUGUGGGGGGAGCAUCCUGGACCCCUACUGGAUCCUCACAGCAGCCCACUGCUUCAGGAAGUAUCUCAGUUUGUACAACUGGAAGGUGAGGGCUGGCUUUGACAAACUGGACAACUUCCAAGCCCUGCCUGUGGCCAAGAUCUUCAUCCUUGAGCAAAACAACUCGUACCCCAAAGAGAAGGACAUCGCCCUCGUGAGGCUGCAGCUCCCGCUUACAUUCUCAGGCAAAGUCAGGCCCAUCUGCCUGCCCUUCUUUGAUGAGGAGCUUGCUCCAGCCACCCCACUCUGGGUUGUCGGAUGGGGCUCUACAGAGCAGAAUGGAGGGGAGAUGUCUGACACCUUGCUGCAGGCUUCCGUACAGGUCAUUGACAGCACCCGGUGCAAUGCGGAGGAUGCAUACCAGGGAGAAGUCACUGAGACGAUGCUGUGUGCAGGCGUACCGGGCGGUGGUGUGGACAGCUGCCAGGGUGACAGCGGAGGGCCCCUGAUGUACCACUCUGAGAAGUGGCAGGUGGUAGGCAUUGUGAGCUGGGGCCAUGGCUGUGGGGGCCCAACUACCCCAGGAGUAUACACCAAGGUUACAUCCUAUCUCAACUGGAUCUACAGUGUGCGGAAGUCUGAGACGUAAUGUUGCUGUCCCUCUGCAGUGCUGAGCUGCUUCCCCUUCCCCUCCCUACGUGGAAAUCCCCCAGAAAUCAGACUCAGAGAAAGAGCUUUCUUGGGCACAGCUGUCUGCCUGCAGUCUCAGGAUUUCUUGGACCAACAAAGGGCCUCUGUUCCUGAAAAAUGCCCCACACCCCAAAGGUACCCAGAAAGAAGUCAGCUUCCUUCACUCAGCCACCCCCAGGAGUGACACAGUGCACUGAACAGAACCAGCCUGUGGACCAGGCGUCGGAGGCAUUGCAGAACUGAGAAGGAACCUCUCUCUACCAACUGGAAGUGGGUCUUUCAUGAGAAUGGGAACUGAGGACUGCGUGGAGGAGGGAAAGGUCUGACCAGCCCUCUCCUCCAUCCAUCCCCAAGCCCACUGGAGCAAGGAACCGGAUGUAAUGUAAAAUGCAUUGUCCUACUGUUGACAUGACUACUGCUAGCUAUCACUGUUACUGUUGAUACCUGUAUGGCUGCUAUCAUUAAACAGGUGUGUGAAAUCUU
Molecule: messenger RNA, 2079 nt
Organism: Chinchilla lanigera (long-tailed chinchilla)
Lineage: Eukaryota; Metazoa; Chordata; Mammalia; Rodentia; Chinchillidae
Gene: Tmprss4
Product: transmembrane protease, serine 4
Exons: 13
Coding region: 218-1555 (445 amino acids)
Biological process (GO): proteolysis
Cellular component (GO): membrane
Molecular function (GO): protein binding; serine-type endopeptidase activity
Source: RefSeq, a predicted model, not a curated record